GUCGAAAGCGGGAGCCGAAUCGCUGCCGCGGGCGAGAGCGCAGAGCAGGCAGAGGCGCCUGCGGGGGCCUUGCCGGCAGGUUCCAGCCUGGUUUUGGCCUGGCCCAGAGGCACACAGAGGGCCCAGACCUGCAAUUCACACGGAGGCCGCAGGCCCACGCUCACUGAGACUCAGGAGCCUGCAGGCCAUCGUGCACGAACCACACAGACACCCUCCGAGUUACCCGCGAGCCUCAUCGCCAACUCAAGGGCGCAGGCACACCCAGCACACACUGACAAUCACACGCAUAACAAAUAUCACACACACACAUGCAGCCCCAAACCACACACAUACAAAACACUCACAGAGUGUGGACAUACACAUGAUCACGGGACACAUACACGAGAACAGCACACACAUGACUGCACACUGCAGGUAGACACCACACACAGACACGUAAGCCUACUUGCCAACACUCUGCCACCCCAGGGUGUUUUAACCCUCACUCAAUCCAUCUAGGUGACUCUUAGGCCAGUGUCGGGCAGCUGGAAGGGGAUCUGCCUGGUCUCACCAGCGGGCACAGCAGUAGCCUAGCAACUAUAAACACGGUCACUCAGAGUUCAGUACCUCUACCUGGACUGAGGUUGCCGGGGCGCCCACACUGGCUGCUUGUGUAGCUGAGGGAUGCAGCCAAAAUCUAAGAGCCUGAGCCCCAGAAAUGAGCAUCAGACCUAGAGAACCCUAUUUGAAGCAGAUACCAGUACUGCACCAAGAAAUGGCACCACAGUACAGAGUAUGAAGCAGACAUGCCAUACAUGUGCCAGUAUGUGUUCAGUGCCACAUGCAUCAUACACGGUACUAGGAUUUGGCCAGUACCCACAUAGAGACCGCUAUUUAUGUGAAAACAAGCAGAAGAGAUGUAUAUAGUUCUAGGAAUAAAUGUCACGUGUGUACAAAUAUAGAUACCAAUCUACACCUAAGGAGAUGUAAAGUUGAAAAUCUCUUUCCAGCUCAUGGGUACCGUUAUCAAGCUAGAAUACUAGCCUAUGUGUCUGUGGUGAAGUCUGGUCUCCUUUCCAGGGAAGAGGGGGUCAUAUGGUGCCAUGAAAGCAUUGUGGUGAGGCUGGAUUAUGGGAGAACUAUAUGUACCUGAAAUGUAAUCAAGCCACUGAAAAGGGAGAUUUGGGUAGCUUUAGAGGGGAACCCCAUGGUAAAGGGCUGUCUGGGCUGUGUCCUUAGAAUUGCUGGAAGGUGCUCUCAGCCACAGAAGCAGUAAAAGUGGUGGCCAGGCCUGCAUGGCGGAGGAUGGAGCCUGUCUGCAGGCAGGUGUCUGUAUGCACAGACUAUGCUGGGUAAAAACACAAACCUGUUCAUGGUACACACAGAUAGAUCCUGACAACCAAGCCCGGCAAGACGCAGACAAUGUGUGGCCACAGAUGUCCAACUGGAUUGUCAGGGAGAUGAAUUUUGUAGGAGAAAAUAUAAGGACUUCCAAGUGCUGGCCUUCAUCUCCCUGCAAGAUGCGCCCCCCUCCAGCUCCCAGCCUUCAUCUUCCGACUGUCACUGUCUCCUUCACAAGGAGAGCAGCAAGAGAAAGAAAGAGAGAGGCAAGCGAAAUUCCUGAAUGGAUAGACAGAUGCUACGUCAUCGGAGCUGCAUCCUCCACUCCACAAGAGGCUAGGAGCUGGGGGGAGAGAGGCAGUCCAGCCGCAGGGGCCACCCGAACAGUCUCUCCUCCUCACAGAAGCCUGGAGCUGGAUAUCCAAGAAGCAGCAGCCUCAUUUGUUUUCUGGUGUCAUCGUAGGUGGCCACUUAUGGCUUUUGGGCUUCUCACCUGGGGCGGGUGGGUGCUCCAACACCCUCCCACCCUCCUUCCUCCUUGUGGACGACAGAGCCACAUCCAGCACCACGGACAGCUCCCGGGCGCCCUCAUCUCCUCGUCCUCCAGGCAGCACAAGCCAUUGUGGAAUCUCCACCGGGUGUACAGAACGGUGCCUGUGCAUCCUGCUGCUCAGGACCUCUCAAGUCCCCGAUGUGAUGGCUCCUCAGCAUCAUCAGGAGUGAGCAUAAUUCAGACCUAUUUAGAUCCAUCAGCCUAUGGGCCAGGGGGACCUUCAGCAGGACAGUCUUUUGUCUCCAAGCAGUCAUUCCUUGUUAUACAAGCAAGAGUCAGGAGGAGGAAUGGUUUUGGCAUCAUCCCCCACAGACAGCAAUGGGGCCUUUAGGCCUGGAGGGAAGGACCAGGCUGAGGCUGGCAUAUGGAGGUUGAGCCCUGGGCACGGGGCAUCAGCUUCACCCGGCUGGGGAUGCCUUCUGCUGGGUUUGUCCAUCUGGCACCAGCUGGCUUCCCAGCACCGCCCCCACAACCAACCAGACUCCUUCUUCUGCUGUUGCCAUGACAAUUGGCUGCCAUAUUGUACCUCAGAGCACUAGCUCCUAUCUGGAUUUUCCUGUGGAGUUCCUAGAGGGUGGGAGAUGGGUCUCCAGGGAUUUAUCCCUUUCUCCUGAUAUCCAUCCAAUAAAAAUUCAUAAUAACAU
Cercocebus atys (sooty mangabey) is the source of this 2517-nucleotide messenger RNA. RefSeq lists its product as uncharacterized. Bases 1275 to 2204 code for a protein of 309 amino acids. The record is from RefSeq and is a predicted model, not a curated record. NCBI's taxonomy places the organism in Eukaryota, Metazoa, Chordata, Mammalia, Primates, Cercopithecidae. The transcript has 6 exons.